CACCUACACUGGUGGUUUCGUUGAUACUGGACGUUGAAUCACGUAGAAAAGUAUGGACUCUAACGAUCUUUCAGCCGCAAAUCUCUUCAAUGUCAAUGGCAUGGUAGCAGUCGUGACUGGAGGAGGAACAGGAAUCGGCCUCAUGAUCGCUAAAGCCCUCACUGCCAACGGCGCCUCCAAAGUCUACAUAAUCGGCCGCCGCCUCGAGGUCCUCGAAGCCGCCGCCAAAUCUACGAACCCCGACGUCAUCAUCCCCCUCCAAGGCGACAUUACGUCUCUUGAUGCCCUCCUCGCCAUGGCCGCCCGUGUAGAAAAAGAAUCCGGCUUCGUCAACCUCGUGGUCGCAAACGCGGGCAUCAUGGGCCCCCGCCCGCUCAAGCCCGCCGAAGGCCAACCACCGCCUUCACUGGCAGAGUACCGCGCGCACGCCCUCAGAACCCCCAUGGAAGAGUUCACCAACACGUAUGCUGUUAACACCGCAGGCGUGUACUACACCGUCCUCGCCUUCCUAGGCCUUCUUGAUGCCGCGAACGCAAAGCAAAAUCUCGGCGCUGACUACCGCAGCCAAGUCAUUGUCGUAGGCAGCAUCGGGGGCUUCUCCAGACUAAAGGGCGCCAGCUUUGCGUACAACACGUCCAAAGCGGCGGUCACGCACCUGAUGAAGAUGAUGGCCACCAGUUUGGUGCCGUAUAAGAUUCGUUGUAAUGUCCUGGCGCCGGGCGUGUUUCCGAGCGACCUUUCCGGCUCUUUUAUCAAUACUUUGGGAGGGCCGAGUGGGCCGGGGUCGUUUGAUCCGAGUUUUAUUCCGCAUGGGCGCGCGGGACAGGUGGGGGAUAUUGCGGGAGCAGUGCUGUUUCUGGCUUCGAGGGCUGGGGCGUACACGAACGGGAGCGUUGUCGUGGUUGAUGGGGGGAGGUUAGGGACGUUAGUUUCGACGUAUUAGGGAUCUGGGAGACUGCGGUCUAAAUGUGUUGGAGUUAAGAUAUAGAAGGCGAUUUUGGAGCUUCGAGCUCGGGGUGAGCAGGUCGCUGGAAAGUUGCGGGUUGCGACAGAUUGCUUUUCUUCAUUUGACUUUUCCAGUUUGUUCAUGGCACUUUCCAACAUACGUUAGUCACUUGAUGUUUUCCCUGGUGCUCAUACUUUGUCACCUUAACUCUCGC
Molecule: messenger RNA, 1160 nt
Organism: Mytilinidion resinicola
Lineage: Eukaryota; Fungi; Ascomycota; Dothideomycetes; Mytilinidiales; Mytilinidiaceae
Product: NAD(P)-binding protein
Exons: 2
Coding region: 53-943 (296 amino acids)
Molecular function (GO): oxidoreductase activity
Source: RefSeq, a predicted model, not a curated record